This is a messenger RNA of Lactuca sativa (garden lettuce), 1005 nucleotides long. RefSeq lists its product as uncharacterized. NCBI's taxonomy places the organism in Eukaryota, Viridiplantae, Streptophyta, Magnoliopsida, Asterales, Asteraceae. Gene Ontology annotation, molecular function: calcium ion binding. The record is from RefSeq and is a predicted model, not a curated record.
AUGCCCAUGAUCAAAGAUCAAAAGCAAAAGGAAAGGGGAUCAUACAAUACAAUGGAAGAAGUUUCCAUGAUGGCCAAGGCUUAUUACGAAGCAAGUUCAGACCAUGUUAAAAAAUUGGCUCAUGGCUUCUUUGAUUCGAUGGACAAUGAUGGUGAUGGAAAGAUAGAUCGAAGAGAGUUCUUGGAGUUCAUAAGAGACGAAGGUUGUGGCCAAAUGACAAAUUCGUCCUUCUUCGACCAAAUGGAUCGUGACAAGAAUGGUACUCUUGAUUUUUUUGAAGUGAUGACAGUCUAUUAUAUAGUUAAGAGCGGAAGACCAUUUUGUGACAAAUGUAAUAAGUUCAUCACAUCUACAUAUUUAACAUGUGUCGGGUGUUUGGAAGAUCCAAAUGGAGGCUACUCUUUCUGUAUUUGCCUCGAUUGCUACAGAACGCAGAUACCUAAGCACAUGCACGAUGGUUUGUGUCGAUUUGUAGACAAUUAUUCAUUGCUUGAAGCAAUGACCAAGUCAAAAUUAAAUGAGCAAAGAUCCAUGGGGGCAAAGUCUAGACCAAAUGAAACAAAUUCAAAUCCAGGUAGACCACCUAUGGCUAUGAGUAACAACCAGCUGACAUGGAAUCCAUGGUUACCCACGGUUCCAGUUCCAUAUAAUAGCCAUAGGCCACCUCAACUUCACCACUCUCAUUCCUGGAGUCCAGGUUCCCCGAGUGCUAACCAUACAGUGAUUAUCCAAAGCAAUUACUCAUACCACUAUCCACAACCUCCUCCAGUUCAGCAUCAGCACGUUGCUGCACCUAAUAAUGCAAUUGUCCCAUAUCGACAAAAUUGGAGGAUCGCGUUGGGAGCAUUGAACGCCGCACUCCAAAUUGGUGCCCUUGGUAGUAAUUUCUGUUCAAUCCUAUGAUAAAUUUGGCCGAACAAGUGUGUUUACAGUUUACCUUGCUGUUUCUAUCUCUGUAUUGUGAGUUUCCUCAUUUAUGCAAUGAAUUCAUACAUAUAUGUUCAA